Messenger RNA from Urocitellus parryii (Arctic ground squirrel), 1581 nucleotides. RefSeq names its product churchill domain containing 1 (gene Churc1). Gene Ontology annotation, molecular function: zinc ion binding. Gene Ontology annotation, biological process: fibroblast growth factor receptor signaling pathway; positive regulation of DNA-templated transcription; multicellular organism development. NCBI's taxonomy places the organism in Eukaryota, Metazoa, Chordata, Mammalia, Rodentia, Sciuridae. The record is from RefSeq and is a predicted model, not a curated record.
AUGCGGCCACCGUCUCUCAGCUAUCGCGAGGUUUCGACUUCCCGGAAGCGGUGGAGGAUCGCGAUGUGUGGGGACUGUGUGGAGAAAGAGUAUCCGAAUCGGGGUAACACCUGUCUGGAGAAUGGAUCUUUCUUACUGAAUUUUACAGGCUGUGCAGUAUGCAGUAAGAGGGAUUUUAUGCUGAUCACAAACAAGUCCCUUAAAGAGGAAGAUGGAGAAGAAAUAGUUACCUAUGAUCAUCUGUGUAAGAACUGUCAUCAUGUAGUUGCCAGACAUGAGUAUACGUUCAGUAUCAUGGAUGAAUUUCAGGAAUACACCAUGCUGUGUCUGUUAUGUGGCAAAGCUGAAGAUACUAUCAGUAUUCUCCCUGAUGACCCCCGACAAAUGACUCUGUUAUUCUAAGACUCCUUCUACAGUUCUGUUGUAACUGUGUUAAACUGAUAGUUUGUUUAAUAAUAAAAAGUUCUCUGCAUAUUUUCUUUCAUGCUAAGACCUAAAUAUUCUUUGAAAUAAAAGUAAUUUGGAAAAUUAUUGUACCUAGAGUUGAGUUCUUCUGUUGAAGUUUCUAGUUCACAUCAGUGUAGCCGAAGUGAAAUAUCUUUGUUGCAGUUAUUUGACCAGAAAAAUAAUUAGAAUGAGUGCACACCUAGUGCCCAGAUCUUGGUUUCUCCUAAAAGGAACCAGGACUUCUUGGAAAAAUGUCUGGUGGACUAGAGCAGGAAAUAAAUAUCUGGAAAUGAGCCUGGAGCAUCUUGUGUCACAAAAAAAAAUUAAGUGCUAAUUUUAAAAAUGUCAAAAUUAUUAGGGUUUUAUCAAAGAAGUCAAAUGGAGAAGCUUCCAGUGACCAAAGCUGGAACAAUUUGAGCAGCAAAAUAAAAUUAUAUUGGAUUAUAACCCAAACUACAUAAUAAAUAACUGUGAGUCCUUCAUUACUGGUAAAUAAAUGGUUGAAUGAGGGAAUGAAUAAAGAAAUGGGAGAGAAUAGACACAUCUUCUGUACAGAAAAAUUCCAAAUAAUUUCUGUAGAUACUCCCCACCUGAAGCAUAGGCUGUUCAUAGUGACUUCCUUCCAAGAAAUAUGGAACUGGGGAAUAGCUUUACAGUGGAGAAACCUGAUAAACAUUAGCUCAGCCAGGUUAUCAAGGUUAACAUCAUCAGUGAUGAGCCAUGUUGAUAGCAUGUACUCUUUUUUUAAAAUAUUUUUAUAUGUAUGGACCUUUAUUUUAUUCAUUUAUUUAUAUGUGGUGCUGAGGAUCAAACCCAAUGCCUCACACAUGCUAGGCAAGCGCUCUACCACUGAGCCACAGCCUCAGCCCCGAUAGCAUGUACUCUUGAUGUGAUAGGAUGAGAAUGGUGCUUUACCUCUGUAGUAUUCCUUCCAAAAAGCCAUUACUCCAGUCUAAAAUCAUGAGAAAAACAUCACACAAAUCCCAAUUGAAGGACAUUAUGCAAAGUACUUGACCAGUGCUCCUUGAAACUGUCAAGUUCUUAAAAAAUAACAAAAGUCUGAUAAACAGUCACAGACAAGAAGGGCCUAAUAAGACAUGACAAUUAAAUGUAGUGUGGUAUCCUAAAGGGUAU